This is a messenger RNA of Salvelinus sp. IW2-2015, 5798 nucleotides long. RefSeq lists its product as uncharacterized. Lineage: Eukaryota; Metazoa; Chordata; Actinopteri; Salmoniformes; Salmonidae. The record is from RefSeq and is a predicted model, not a curated record. Gene Ontology annotation, biological process: negative regulation of DNA-templated transcription.
CACACAAGCAGCAAGGUCCCACAUCCUGGUACUUUUCAACGUUGUCAAGGAAGGCAUCGAUAGAGAGAAAGGCUCGAGGGAAGUAGCUGCAGUGUCCUGACAGUAUAUCUGUCCAAACGUUCACAAACUGUCCCGGAAAGUUAGGUGUAACUACCAGGACCAUUUGUUGUCUGUUAAUGUCAAGAUGUGGCGGGUGACCACCAGAGAUGGGAGACGGACAUAACAAGACCUAUAGAAUGUUACUCAAUAGCAUACGACAAUGUAGGCUAAAGGCUGACAGCAUCCAUAUCAGGUGAACAUUGGACGAAGGAGAGUGGGAUGAGUGAAGAUUCUGCAGCCAGCACAGUUUGGUGAAGAGCACGAGAGGUGACCAAUCAGAAACUAGCAUGCCAACCACCAAGGGAACUGGAGGGGCUGGCAGCCCACGGGGUCAGCGCUACCGUCCAGCCUCAGAGUUCGACGAUGCCACACUUGCCCAAAAGAGAGAGUACUGGAAGACCAAGAAACGAGAGCAGAGGGCCAAGCUGUCAGAGGUCAAGAGGGAAAAAGAUACAAACAGAGUAUGUAACUCCUUGGGCAGAAAUGCAGUCCAUAAGACCCUAACCUCUAUGGUGUUGAAUCCCAGUGCCUCUUGUUCAAUGGCAGGGUCUGCCCCCACUUUGUUGAAUAGCGAUGGUUCCUACCAAACCAAUGUCGYUGGUGCACCUGUAGUUUUAUUAAAGGGAAAGGGUUCUGCUAUCUCCUAUCAUCUGAACCAUAGUGUUGCGGAAGAGGACCAAAACUCUUCCUCAGCAAACCAAAAGGAGAAGUGGUUCCAGAGGAUAAAACUUGACAAAGUCUUGCCUCAGUUCCCAACGUCCAGUACAGGUCCAGGAGAAGGUGCGAUGGUCUGCAAGAUGUCGGUGAAAAGUUCCCCAACAGGGGGCACUGUGAUCGGAACGGUUACCUCAGCCAAACCCAACGGAGUGCUGCUCAACAGUGGCUCCUCCUUGCCUCUGGGAAGAGUGGCAGUGAGACCCUCAGGUUCUGCACCUCGCCAACCACAGAGCGGAAUGACUAUUCUGAAUGGCGGCUCUCCUGUAGUGUCAACACAGAAGCAUCUGGCCACCCAGAGUGUAUCAAGGCCUGAUGCGRUAACUGAGACGCAAGUUACCGUGCGUGUUCAGCCUGGACCGCUAACUGCUAACAUUACCUCAGGGUUGCCCAUCGUGACCAAUCAGCCUGCCCCUGUCCUCAUUCACAAACCAGAGGGUAGGCCUAUAGGGAUGAAAGUAACACAACUAGGUGGGACAAAGCGUGACCCGGUCACAGGCCAAGAAGUUAGUUGUAUCAACGACACAUCAGCUACACUGGAGACUGCGGAGGACAAAGCCGCCAAGCGCAGAGAGAAUUGGCGCAUCAAGAAGCGAGAACAGAGAGCGAAGCAGGCGGUUAGGUUAACGAAGGCUAGAGAGAGAARCACGAACAUGGAGAUAACGUUGCAAAAAGCUGGACCCAACGUGGUCAUUGAACGUCCUCCGUCUGCUUUGAGUGGACAGGGCCAUAGGCAGUGUAUUAAUAGAGUCAGGGUCCCGUUCAUCUCAGCCGGACGCCUGCUGAAGAACGCCAGAGCAGUGGCUAGCGUUGUAGUCAAAAGGGAGUCUGAGGAUUCAGUCCUGGCUAAGCUAACUGCAGUCAACGCUAAUCAACAGACUGUUCAGGUAAAAGUAGAGAAUCCGCAGGACGCUGAACCAACAAUGCAGACUGGCAUGGCAUCGAAUGUCAUUGGUUUUAAACCUGCAGGGGAACCAAGCAGAAGGRUCCCUGGUCCAGGGCAGUUUGCCAACACUAGCCAAGGUAUGGUCCGUUGUAGGACUCCGAGACAGAGGUUCAUUGAAAUCCAAAGGAAUUUCCUGGGUCAGAGAAACAUGAGAAAGUCCCCCUGUCAUGCUACAGCCUUCAAAACCUGCAACGCACUCCGAGAGGACCCAACGGAGACACCCGAGCAGAGGGUGUCCCGGAAGCGGGAAUACUGGCGUGUCAAGAAGCGWGAACAGCGAGCUAAGCUGUCAGUGGAAGUCCGAGCUAAGAUGAAGGAGAAGGAUGCUCUGAUGCGAAGAGUCAACCGGUACCAGAGCAUAUUGGAGGAUAUGAGGAAGGCGAGAGCAGCGGGCUGCAACACACUGCCACAACCAACAGGAAAUGGGCCMACCCACACCAGCGCCUCAGAGACCAUCGGAGGGUUCAUCAAGGAGGACGGUACAUUGACCAAUACCAUUCCCCAAAUGUAUCUCAUUACAGAAGCAAAAGAGACAGGGGAUGAAAUUGGUGGCAUCGGUGGGAUGCCUGUUAAUAAUUCAUUUACGAACACUAACAUACAGCGCCAACACCAACUGCUUCCCAAACACACUGGUGAUACAUAUAGUAAUAUGGUACAUCAAAUACGGGUCAACCCACCACCUCUAAUCCGUCCUGCUCAAGUUAAUGUCUCCUGUCCUCCCAUCGGCCUAUCAAUCAGAAAGCCUCCCAGGUUAGUUUCAGGCAGCCCCCCGAAAAACCUCCCUAAUCCACACACAGUCGUCCAGCCCCAGAGUCGUAUCACCCUCACACACCCUCAAAACAUUCAAAACACCUUUCCUGGUUUGCCUACAGCGAUACCGAAGCCGGCUAGCUGGGUCAUGCAGAUGGCUGUCAAAGCUUCUACAGCAUCAGCAGCGCUCAACUUGGACCCAAAGCUAACAGAGGAGGAAAAGAUGGCUAAGAAGAGAGAGUACUGGAGGGUAAAGAAACGAGAGCAGAGGGCGGCACGCGCCACCCGCCUAAGGCAAGGAGUUCAAGCUAGGGGAAAGACUGCCUCACAGAAGAGGCGGAACCAAAGGUUAGCACGAUUAGCUGUCGCCAUUCCCAAUGUCAACAACACACUGACUAUCAAGCCUCUCUCAAACACCAGUGUGUCCACGUCUCCACAGGGAGACCAAAUCAAACAAGAGAGAGGAUCAACCUCAACAGACGCUCCAUGUCCUCUACUGGAACAACCCCUCUGUGUUGAUAUCAAACCGUCCCGGUGUUCACCGCCACCACAGACCGAGCCACCAGACCCAGCCUCGAGUGCUGACAGCCAGGCCACCACUCUCUUGGUGGUGGCUUCUAUGAAGAAGRUGCUGGAGGAAUCCCUCAGCACUGUGGCUGACUGGAAAACGGAACAGCCAGACUGUAUUACAGAACAGCUGCCUUGUAAAAGUGAUCCUCAGACAUGUUCUUACAAGGAUGCUUCCGUCCAGAUGGAGGUCAAGCCAAAUCUACCUCUGCUCACCCUGGAAGAUGAGGAGAAGGUCUCCCUAUCUGGUGACCUAUCGUUGGAGGUCAAAGGAUGGAAGGUGGAUGCUGACGCCRUGCCAUCCUGCCAGGUAACCAUUUGCCCAUUGAGCCCUCAUCCUAAGGACUCUCCCCUGUCAAGUCCUUGCACUGAAAGUCUGUCUUUCCCAGCUCCCCCUCCCUCUGAACCCACCUCUCACACACCCACACACUCUUGGUCCCACACGGCAGCUUCCAGAGGACCACCCCUCCCUCGCAGAGCCCAGAGGCUGCGUGCCAAAAAAGCAGGACACCACCACUGCUGCUCCCCAGAACCCCCAAAGCUACACCAUCAGCCUCAACAACAACAACAACAACCACCUCAUCAACAACAUGAAAAUCAACAUCGACAUCAACCACCUCAUCAACAACCUCAAAAUCAACAACAACUUCAGCAACAUCAGCACGCCCCAGAGGUGACAGGCCAGAAUGUGACUCUGGAGAAGAAGAGGGAGUACUGGAGGACGAUAAAGAGGCAGCAGAGAGCUAGGACUGCCAGGCAGGGAGGAGGGGGGCUGAGACGGGGGGACUACGGCAGACGACUGGCCCUCAAAGCAGCACAGGUUUCGAAUCUCCUCAUUGUGAAGACACACACACAGAGGCCAGUGCAGAGAAGCGGAAGCUUCGGUCUACACACAGCACCAUUGCUCGAACUGCAGUCCCCCCCACUUCUCCAGCCUAUAUCUCCCCCUGCUUCUGGACCCAAGGCUAGCCUCAGCAUGGUCACCAACAUCCCUACACUUCUGGUUGUAGACCCCACUACCUCCAACAUGGGACAGCCAUAUGAUACAACACAGCUCAACCCUCCUGUCAACUGUACCAGCAUCUCCAAUUCACCCAUUGGUCACACAGGGUCCCCACAGACAUCUCAUAGCUUCAGUACCGUGUCUAUCCCUAUAGGAGGUGGUGUCACUGUCCCCCCAUUGAGUGAGGGGAAGAAAGACGGGCUGCUAUUGGWGGAGAACCAACAGGAAGCGGCCCCAGGAUCCAGCGCUGACUCGCCCCACGUUCUAAAAUGGAGACUGCGAGUGCAGGAAACCUCAGACARCGAUACCUCACCCAUCGCUACUCUCACACCUCCUCCCAACCCMUUGACUAGCAUAAAACUCUUACCCAUUCAGCAUCCCAGUCAAACAUCCUCUUUCACCCCAACACAGACUCCUUUCAAAUAUCAAGGUGCUCAGAUUUCUCAAAGUGGGAAUGUACAAAAUGUACGAUCGCCUACAUUGCAGGGGCUCACCAAAAGCCCUAUCUACAUAAGCCCAAUGGGUCCGCCCAAGCCAGUGCCGGGGGAGUCGGAAGAGGAGACUCUGAGGAAGAAGAGGGAGUACUGGAGGGUGAGGAAGAAGGAGCAGAGAGCCAGGAAAGCAAUGAGAGAUGGGGAGAUGACAGAGAAGAGGCCCUCGGUCAACUGGCAGCCCAUCCUUCCUAACACUCAUCAUCCUCAACAGCUGCUUGAGGAGAUGGAGACACAGGAACAGGAUCCUGACCGGUGGUUCAACACCUCCGAGGACUCUGAACUACUUCUGAGUACUUCCACAGAGACAGACAUGUGCUACUUUCCUGACUUUGGCCAAACUGAACCUUUAGAAGACGAAUCAGAGCUCCUUUUCCUACACGACGAUCUUGGCGACAACUACGACGGCGCCAUCUCGGAUGCUGUAUGGAGGAAUCGCUACCUCAUGGACUACGACCCGCUGAACCAGCUGCUGGUGUGCAUGGUGUGCGGGGAGCUCCAGUACUCCCACAGCCUGGAGGGGGUGAGGGCCCACAUUGACGAGGCCCACCCAGAUACCCUGAGCCUGGAGUCCCCGGAGCACCUUCGCAUCCUAGAGGCCUGGGACGAGCAGGUGUCCAGGAGAGAACGCUUCUUCACCAGCCAGCUGCAGCAACACAGUGGGACGAUGGGAGGGGACAGUGUCAACCUCCCAGCAGAAGUAAUGGUUGAUACAGAGGACUCGUCAUACCCGACGAACAGCAAAAGCUCUAGAACGAUUAAAAGACUCUGAGGGCUAAGGUGAGCAUUUGAGCCUUCAUAACUGUACAUUGCACAGACACCAUCCAUGUCUGUAUAUCAUAAUGUUGACCGUAGCUCUCUGUAUACCAAGGGGUGUAUUCUUAUGUCUGUAGGAAUACGUUUUUCCGACACAUUGUUUGACAAACUCGUACGUCCUACCUACUUGUCCUAAUUUACAGAAGCACAAAUYGCUCAAUUCCAGACAGCAUAAAACAAUAGAGGAAGUGAAAACAUUUCUGCUGUUUUCUUUUGUGUAUUAUCUUUUCCGGAGCAGUUCCUCUACAAAGGAUGAACUAAACUUGGAACUGUAUAACUGUAUAGGGGACAUGGAACGACAAGAGGCAAGCUUUACCUCAUUAACUUUGGGAUAGACCCACACAUAUACACACACCCACACGCACUAAUYUAUCUUCUUGCUGMMUUUUUUUUACCCCMUUUUAUCCCCAAU